Teleopsis dalmanni is the source of this 1666-nucleotide messenger RNA. Its product is annotated as probable cytochrome P450 12e1, mitochondrial. The record is from RefSeq and is a predicted model, not a curated record. Lineage: Eukaryota; Metazoa; Arthropoda; Insecta; Diptera; Diopsidae. Gene Ontology annotation, molecular function: monooxygenase activity; heme binding; oxidoreductase activity, acting on paired donors, with incorporation or reduction of molecular oxygen. The transcript has 6 exons. Bases 224 to 1591 code for a protein of 455 amino acids.
GAACGGUUUAAGGUGCUUUCGGUAUACGAAAUGUUUUCGUGAAGCCGUAGGUCAAAAAUAUUGCACGGCCUCUGAACUGCAGAAUAAGAGAGAAACUACAGCUGCCGCAGAAUUUGAUUUUAACAGUGCACGCCCAUCUGAAGAAAUACCAGGCCCAAGUACAUUUGAGCUCGUACGUAAUAUUCUUCCCGGUGGAGUUUUACAUAAUAAGCCGAUAACUGACAUGUUGAUUGUGUAUGGUAAGAAAUAUGGACAAUUAUUUCGCAUGCCAGGCUUAUUUGGUAACAGAGAUUUCUACGUGACGUCUAAUCCAGAUGACUAUUCAGUUGUAUUCCGGAAUGAGGGUCAAUGGCCAGUACGUCGCUGUUUUGAUACAUUUGUCUAUCAUCGAAAAGUGCACAGAGCCAAGUACUUUCAAGGCGUUGACGGUUUACUGGCAAGUUCUGGAGAGAAAUGGUAUAAUGUACGUAAGGUGGCGAAUCCAGUGCUUAUGCAGCCAAGAAAUGUGCGGCCCUAUUUGACGACUAUGCUUGAUGUAAAUGAUGAAUUUCUAGAAAGAAUUCGCAAAAUACGUAACCCAAAAACACUUGAAAUGCCCGACAGUUUCGAGGAAGAAAUAAAUCGCUUGGCACUGGAAUCAGUAGCUGCAGUGGCACUCAAUACUCGAUUGGGACUUAUAAAUCGAGAUGGAUUAGAGGGAGAUUCCAAAGCAAUUAUAAGUAACUUACGUAGCGUUUUCGAUAUGGUAGUUCUGUUAGAGGGUGUUCCAUUCUGGAAGAUUCUUAAGACACCUGGCUUUUAUAAAAUGAUGAAGGUUUUAGAUGCAAUACUUGAUGAUUGCAAUAAAUAUAUAGAAUUAGCGCUAGAAAAAAUAGAAAAGGACAAAACUAAUCGAUCAGCAACAGAAUUGAAUAGACAGAAAAGUGUGUUGGAAAAGUUAGCACAAGAAGAUAAAAAAAUUGCUGUAACAAUGGCACUGGAUAUGUUAUUUGCAGGUGUAGAUACUACAAGUUCAGCUUUAGCUGGCAUACUGGCAGUUCUUGCAAAAAAUCCACAAAAACAGGAGAAACUCUAUGAAGAAAUGAAGACGAUAUUACCAGAAAAGCAUUCCCGUUUAACAAUAGAUAAUAUGAGUAACUUACCUUACUUACGUGCUUGCAUCAAAGAGGGCCUACGUCUACAUCCGAUUUUACCAGGUACAAUGCGUCAAUUGCCACAUGACGUUGUACUUAGUGGGUACCGUGUACCGGCUGGUAAUGAUAUUACGACUGCUGGAAAUGCACAAAUGCGUGAUGAGGAUUAUGUACCACGUGCUAAGGAAUACAUACCGGAACGUUGGCUACGUAAUGAUCUCAACAAUAAGUACGCUGGUGAUAUAGUUAGGCCUUUUAUGUAUUUGCCUUUUGGUUUUGGUCCUCGUAGUUGUGCUGGACGUCGUGUGGUUGAGUUAGAAAUGGAGAUCACAAUUGCACGUCUGGUGCGGAAUUUUAUUAUUGAAUUUAAUCAUCCAAUAGAAAAUUUGUUUAAGCAGAAAAUGAUUGUAGUCCCAAAUAAGCCAUUGAAUUUCAAAUUUGAGGAAAGAAAAGAAUAAAUCAGAUUGGAAGAGGUUGAGCUGAUCUAAUGUCAAACAAAAAUAAAAAUAAAAAUAACACAAAAUUUAAAUCAA